This is a messenger RNA of Cryptotermes secundus, 3200 nucleotides long. RefSeq names its product piwi-like protein Ago3. Gene Ontology annotation, molecular function: protein binding; piRNA binding. Gene Ontology annotation, biological process: regulatory ncRNA-mediated gene silencing. Bases 149 to 2863 code for a protein of 904 amino acids. Lineage: Eukaryota; Metazoa; Arthropoda; Insecta; Blattodea; Kalotermitidae. Gene Ontology annotation, cellular component: P granule. The record is from RefSeq and is a predicted model, not a curated record. The transcript is spliced from 18 exons.
GUGUGGAAAUCGUAGAAAUGGUAGUAAUGAUUUGAGUUGUAAUUGUGGGUGUUUUGGUAGCGAAGCGGCUAGAAAAGAAAAAGAAAUCGAAACAGAAAGAAGUGCUUUAACUUGAGAGUCUAGGUCUUGCUCUACUCACCGUCAACUUAUGGCGGGACGUGGAGGUCGUGGAGCAAUAUUAGAGGCCCUCCUUGCUCACCAGCGGACACCUGGUGUACAAAAUGACAGUCAAGGAGAUGAGAGUCCGCCCGAAUCUUCAGCCAUGAUAGUGGCUGAACCUCCUUCCGCAGUAUCCAGCGGGCGUGGACGCGGCAGGGCAAACAUACUAGCAAGCCUUCGCAGUCAGAACAAGGUGCCACUGCCAGUUCCUCCUCUGCAGGAAGCAGGGAAAGAGGAGGAGUUUCCCAGACAUCUCGGUCGAGGUCGUGCACUCCUGAAUUUUGUGGGGAGUGGAUCAGUACCUGCCGUGAAACCUCCCUCUCCUGUGCCCUCAACUAAGGCUCCACCUAAAUCUGUGGAACGAGCGGCUGUAAAGAUGGCCAAGAUGAGCCUUCAGGAGAAGCCUCCAGUUCACAAGACAGGGAGCAGUGGCAAGCAAAUCCCAGUCACUGUCAAUUAUAUAAGACUUAGAGUAGAACCAGGGAAAGGGGUGUACGAGUAUGAAGUCCGCUUUGAACCAGAAUUGGAUUCUAGGGGGAUUCAGAAUAAACUCCUCAACGAGCAUCGUAAGGAACUUGGCGAAACAAAGACAUUCGAUGGAGUGACUUUAUAUCUGCCAGUCCAACUGCAGCAAGAGGUAACAAGAUAUGUGUCAUCCCACCCAGUGGAUGCAUCACCUGUCACCAUCAGCAUCAUUUUCAAGAGAAAAAGGCAAAUGAGAGAAUGCAUUCACCUGUACAAUGUGUUAUUCAGAAAGAUAAUGAUUGUGCUGGACAUGGCUCGUAUUGGCAGACAGCACUUCAACCCUAGAAAUGCACAUCCAAUCCCACAGCACAAGUUGGAAGUGUGGCCUGGCUAUGUGACCGCAGUGGACGAGUACGAGGAUGGCAUCCAGCUGUGCUGCGACUGUUCACAUCGUGUGCUGCGGACCCAGACCGUUCAUGAGCUUAUGGAGGAGAUCUUGUGCCAGAACCCCAACAACUACCAACAUGUGGUGCACAAAACUAUUAUUGGAGCCUCGGUCUUGACACGAUACAAUAAUAGAACAUAUCGAAUUGAUGAUAUUGACUGGAAUAAAUCACCCAAUUCCACAUUCGCCACACACACGGGUGAAACGAUCUCGUUCAAGAGUUAUUACAAGAAGCAUUAUGACAUUGAUAUCCAUGACUUGGAGCAGCCACUUCUACUGAACCGAAUGAAGAGCAAGAUUCGAGGGCAGGGUGAGGUGGAGCAAAUGGUGUGUUUGGUCCCAGAACUCUGCUAUCUUACAGGGUUGACAGAUGAGAUGAAGAACGACUUCCGUGUCAUGAAGAACAUUGCCAUGUAUACGAGAAUCACUCCCAACCAGCGCCAAGCUGCACUUAAAAAGUUUAUCAGUAAUAUUGAAGAAAAUAAAAAGGCUCAAGACUUGUUGGCUGGCUGGGGUCUCAAGAUGGAUUCAAGCACAUUGGAUCUCAUGGCUCGGGUUCUCGAUCCUGAGGUGGUCAUCUUCGGUAAUAACACAGUCCAGAAGGUCACGUUACAUGCAGAUUGGGGAGGAGCCAUGUCUCAUAACAAAGUUCUGACUGCAGUGGAUCUGAGGACUUGGAUGAUUAUCCAUGCACCUCGUGACGCUCGUUUUGCUAACGAGUUUGCAGGCAUGAUGCAGAAAGUUGGGCCACAGAUGGGGAUCAGUGUUUCUGAUGCCCGCAUUGCACGUUUGCAUGAUGAUCGUACUGACUCCUAUCUCCGUAUGUUGCGGGAGAACAUAAAUCCAGUCCUCCAGGUGGUGGUGAUUAUCUUCCCUACUUGCAGAGACGACAGGUACGCUGCAGUAAAGAAGCUGUGCUGCGCCGAAAUGCCAAUUGCUUCACAGGUGAUCAACUCUCGGACUCUGUCCAAACCUGACAGACUGCGGUCUGUGGUUCAGAAGAUAGCCUUGCAGAUGAAUUGUAAGCUUGGAGGGACCCUGUGGGCAGUCAAGAUUCCUAUGAACAACUGCAUGGUGUGCGGUAUUGAUGCCUACCAUGACUCUUCCAAGAGAGGGGCCAGUGUUGCUGGCUUUGUGGCGUCACUCAACCAGACCUUGACACGAUGGUUUAGUAAAGUCUGCUUCCAAGGCCCUGGUCAGGAGCUGGUCGAUGGGUUGAAGACCUGCCUUAUCUCCUCCCUGAAGUUUUAUUAUGAUGUGAACCACAAGUUUCCUGACCGAAUUGUGAUUUAUCGGGAUGGCGUGGGCGAUGGGCAGCUGCAAGUGUCAGCAGACUAUGAGGUGCCUCAGUUUGUGGAUUGUUUCCAACACAUUGCCCCUGACUACCACCCAAAGCUUACCGUGGUGAUAUGUCAGAAGCGAAUCAAUACUCGAAUCUUCUCAGCCCUUAAUGCAGAAGUAAGUCAAAAAGGUUAUGAGAAUGCACCUCCUGGCACCAUAGUGGACCACACUGUCACCAGAAGGAACUGGUAUGACUUCUUCUUGGUGAGCCAGCGUGUUCAGCAGGGCACUGUGACCCCAACACACUAUGUGGUCAUAUAUGACAGCUGCAACAUGAAGACAGACCAUGUGCAGUGGCUCACUUACAAGCUGUGUCAUCUAUACUACAACUGGCCUGGUACCAUCAGGGUGCCUGCCCCUUGUCAGUAUGCACACAAGUUGGCACAGUUGGUGGGACAGAGCAUACACAGUGCACCAAGUGAGAGGCUGUCAGACCGUCUGUAUUUCCUGUAACUUGCCAUUGGAACGUGGCUGCUCACAAGUGGUUUCUCCAUUUAGUCAUAUUUGGUGAGCCAUCUCAUAGAUGCAGAGUGAGUCAGUGGCUGGCAGGUUCUGUUUUAUUGCUUCUUUCUAGAAACUGUUUCCCACAUGCACAGACAUUUGAUUGUGUACUUAAUGAAUUAUCUGAAUUCCAGCCACAUUCACCCCUUCUUUGGUGACUGAACAUUAUAUACUGACAUGGUCUUCAAAAUGUAUGUUGGUAGGUUUUCCCUCAAUACUUCGGUUUCCCCGGCCAAUUUUCAUUCCACCAGAUUCUCCAUCAUAAUCACCCUGGGCAGGUACAAUAGGC